Eucalyptus grandis is the source of this 6903-nucleotide messenger RNA. Its product is annotated as protein NO VEIN. The transcript is spliced from 10 exons. The record is from RefSeq and is a predicted model, not a curated record. Bases 1 to 6384 code for a protein of 2127 amino acids. Lineage: Eukaryota; Viridiplantae; Streptophyta; Magnoliopsida; Myrtales; Myrtaceae. Gene Ontology annotation, cellular component: nucleus. Gene Ontology annotation, biological process: root development; leaf vascular tissue pattern formation; embryo development ending in seed dormancy.
AUGAUCUUUGGGAAAUGUGCUCGAUUGAAAAUCUACCCUGGUGGCAUAUAUGCUGCUGCAGCUGGUGUCAUUGUUGAAGACAUUGCCAGAGAAAUUGAUGCUUAUUAUCAGCUUGAUCAUGAAAAAACGAGCAACAACACAUCAGUUCUGGAGAUAAGAGUAAAUUUGUUGAGAAAGCUUGUUGACUGUGACUCUUGGCUGGCAAAGCAAUUUUGUGUUCGUGAAUUUGAGUCACUUGGUUAUGGAGAGUUUUUUAAUUUCAUGACAGAACACAUAUCUCUUAUGCCUACUGGGUUGAAACAGUUCUUGAAUGGUGACAUGUAUGAGAAGUCCCACUUUGAGGUUUGCAUGCUGCAGCAUCAGUUGAUGGUGCUAAUAUCACAAGCAUUGAAUUGCUUGUGGAAUGGGGAAGUAGUGACCAAACAGAUGAUUUCAACAUUGCUUUUGAAGCAAUUUCCCAAUCUCAGUUUCAAAGUGGAAGUGGGUUCAGUGGAGGAUUUUCUAAAUAUUGUUGGGGAGUAUAGAGGUGUUGCAAUGUCAAAAUGUGUCCUUUUCUCUCAGACAUUGAUGGGUGCUCAUGGGCAGGCUAUGCCGACACUUGAUGAUGAUUAUGCAGUUGAAGUUGAAACCAUUGGUAGAGGAACUAUUGUCUCAAAGAAAAUAGGAAAAUUGGAAUCAGUCACAUCUCGGGAUGCAAUUGAAGUCUUACUAAGGGCGCCAAUGCUGUCAGAUUUAAGUCAUUGGUCACAUUGGGACAUUAAAUUCGCUCCACAUCUUGGCCCUCUUGGAGGAUGGUUGUUGAAGGAAGUUAACAGAACAGAUUUGUUGUGUUUAGUGACGAAAGAUGGGAAUGUGAUCCGGAUUGAUAGUUCAGCUAGUGCGGAUUCAUUUCUGCAAUCUGUCCUUCUAUCAUCCCCUUUCCAAACAGCAGUUCAGUUGCUCUCUUUGUUCUCGAUACUUGGUGGACAAAAGCAUGUCCCUCUGUCUCUUUUAAAAUACCAUGCACGUCGUGCAUUUGAAGUCAUCUUGAACAAUCAUCUGGAACAUAAGGAAGUGACCGAUAGUUGGAAUUUUCAGAUGCAAGAAAAAGCAGCUAGUACGUUCAAGCUGUUGGAUGAAGUUUAUGCUAGUAGAUUAUUGAAGAAUUCCACUGGCACUUCUAAUGGAUCGCUUGUUGCAUCAAGAUUUUUUCUUGAAUGCCUUGGUUUUAUUCCUUCAGAAUUUCGUAGCUUUGUUGCUGAUGUGUUGCUAUCUGGUAUGAAGCCUGUCAUUAAACAUGUACCUUCAACCAUCUUGUCAGAAUGUAAACUUAUGGAGGACCGAAUCAUGCUUCAUGAAGUGGGACUAUGUCUUGGUGUUGUGGAGUGGAUUGAUGACUACCGUGAUUUCUGCUCUUCUACCAAUGAUGAGAUGUGUAACCCCUAUGAAGCUCCAUCAUUCAAAGCUGAUGCCUCUAAGUCAAGCACAGGCUCACUGUCUGCUAUAUACAAUCCACAAAAAUCAUCUCCUGCAGAAGUCUGUCUUGUUUCUAAGGGUCAGAGUAACAUACGUAAUGAAAUUUGUCACGGUUCUAAUAGCCAGGAAGUUUGCAUAGACAAGAGUCUGGCACGAAAUAAACCCGUUGAAUACGAGGAUGCUUACUCAAUCAUUGAAUCUAUCAGGCGAGAAGAAUUUGGUCUUGAUCCUGGUCUUUCUAGUACAGAAAGUAGCUUGUUGAAAAAGCAACAUGCCCGUCUGGGAAGAGCGCUUCAGUGUCUUUCCCAGGAAUUAUACUCUCAGGAUUCUCAUUUUCUUCUUGAGCUAGUUCAAAAUGCUGAUGAUAAUACCUAUUUAGAAAAUGUUGAGCCAGCUCUUGUAUUCGUUCUUCAGGAGUCAGAGCACUAUGUGAUGUUGGCAAUUCUACGAAAAAGGAAGUGCUGGAUACAUAGGGAAAAAGGCAUUGGUUUCAAAUCAGUAUUCCGUGUUACUGAUGCACCAGAGAUUCAUUCUAAUGGAUUCCAUGUAAAGUUUGACAUAAGUGAGGGACAAAUUGGUUUUGUUUUGCCAACUGUUAUACCCCCUCUUGAUCAUAACAUGCUAAGCAAGUUAACAUCCACUAGUUCUGAUCAGUUCGAUACUAGCUGCUGGAAAACUUGCAUUGUUCUUCCCUUUAGAUCUGAUUUGUCAGAAGGAACUGGAAGGAAUAAUGUCAUAUCCAUGUUUUCAGAUAUUCAUCCAGCCUUGCUACUGUUUCUUCAUCGUCUUCGGUGUAUUACAUUCAGAAAUAUGCACGAUAAUUCACUUGUUAUCAUGAGAAAGGAAACUUCUGGUAAUGGCAUCAUUAGGGUUUCAUAUGGUAAGGAGGAAAUGAAUUGGUUUGUUGCAUGCAAGAAGUUGCAUGAUAAUAAUAUUGGUCGUUGCAAUUUCCAAACGACAGAGAUCGCCUUGGCAUUUGGACUCAAAGAAUCAACAGAUGGAAAUUAUAUCCCCUGUCUUGAUAUGCAACCUGUUUUUGCAUUUCUUCCUCUAAGAACUUAUGGUCUGAAAUUUAUACUGCAAGGUGAUUUUGUUCUUCCCUCAUCUAGAGAAGAAGUUGAUGGGGAUAACCCUUGGAACCAAUGGUUGUUGUCGGAGUUUCCUGAUUUGUUCGUGAAUGCGGAGGGUUCUUUCUGUUCCCUUCCUUGUUUCAGGGAUAAUCUAGGAAAAGCUGUGACAGCUUACAUGAGCUAUGUUCCAUUGGUUGGUGAAGUCCAUGGAUUUUUUUCUAGUCUUCCCCGAAUGAUCAUCUCUCGGUUACGCCACUCAAAAUGUCUACUUCUGGAAGGAGAUGGUGCCACAUGGGUGCCUCCUUGCAAGGUUGUCCGAGGUUGGAAUGAAGAGGCUCGAGUUCUUUUACCUGAUCAUUUGCUUCAAGAGCAUCUUGGCCUGGGAUUUCUAAAGAAAGACAUAAGUCUAUCUGAUCCUUUGGCAAGGACAUUGGGGGUUGAGGAGUACGGCCUAAAACUUCUACUUCAGAUUAUAACGUCUUUAUGCCAGAAAAAGGAUAGCCUUCCAUCAAUGGGUUUGUCUUGGUUGUCUGCGUGGCUGAAUGCAGUUUAUGAAAUGUAUGUGCAUUCAGCGCAAGCAUCACGAGACCUUGGAAUGGGCACAGAUAUCAUAGAAACCCUCCGUAAGCUUCCUUUUAUUCCUCUCUCUGAUGGUACUUUCGGCUCUGUGGAUGAAGAUACGAUCUGGCUGCACUUUGAUGUAUCUGGGAAUGACAGUGAGCAGGGAAUGGAUGCUUUCCCAAUGUUAUAUGCAAAGCUCCGCAUUGUAAACCCUGCCUUCAUAACUGCAUUGGAUGUUGAUAACUAUCGCUUAGACAUGUCUUCAAAGGACAACAUCAUCAGGAUGCUCCUUACUGUUGGCGUGCAACGUCUAUCUACACAUGAAAUAAUGAAGGUGCACGUCUUGCCUUCUAUUUGUGAUGACAAGAGUGCAAGUUGGAACAAGAAUCUGAUGACAGAAUUUCUUUGCUUUGUGUUUAACCAUCUACAAUCUAGCUGCCCUAGUUGCUAUGUUGAAAGAGAUUUUCUGAUAUCAGAGUUGAGAAACAGAGCUUUCAUUCUAACAAAUCAGGGCAACAAAAGACUGAUUGAGGUACCGAUCCAUUAUGGUAAAGGAUUUGGAAGCUCUUUCGACCUCUGUAAAUUGUUCAACAACAUUCAAAUGGAAUGGCAUGACGCAGACACCAUCUACUUGAAGCAUUCUUCAACUAAAUCUGUCGUCAAUGGAAAGAAAAAGUGGAAGAGAUUUUUUGAAGAAAUAGGCAUCACAGAGUUUGUUCAAGUUGUUAAAGUUGAUCGGAGAAUGUUUGAUAUGCCCGAUACAUGUUUUGGGAAGGUGGGAGUGGAAAGAGACCACGUCUCCUCAGGAUCUGAAGCUGAAGAUUGGGAAUCCACUGAGUUGGACCAUUUAUUGUCAUUGUUGUCAGCAAGUGGAAAUCGUGUUGGUUGUAAAUUUCUCUUAGAGGUUUUCGAUAAAUUGUGGGAUGAUUGCUUUAGUGACAAAACCAUAGGUUACUUGAACGAUAAGUACAAUGGGAAUAGGACACCCUUCAAAUCCUCAUUCCUGAACAGCAUCUGUGGUGUUCCAUGGGUUGUUUCAUGCAUGGAUGACAAACUUCACUAUCCCAAGGACUUAUUCUAUGACUGUGAUGCUGUGCACUCUAUUUUGGGUUCUUUCGCUCCUUAUGCUGUUCCAAAGGUGAGAAGUGUGGCUCUUUUACAAGAUAUUGGGUUUAAGACCAGAGUUACUGUUGAAGAUGUUGUGGAAAUACUGAGAGUCUGGAGAAGAUCAGAGACCUCUUUUAAGUUUAGUGUUGCACAAAUGUCAAAAGUAUACACUUUCCUAUGGAAAGAAGUUGAUACUUCAAAAGGGAACAUUGUUGAAGAUCUCAUCUCGGAGCCAUUUAUAUUCUUCCCUUCUUUAUGUGCCUCUGGGGACGAGGAUGUUGUGUUGGGCUCAUUUUUGUCGCCAAAAGAAGUUUUUUGGAACGAUUCAACUGAGUUUUUUAACCAAAUAGAAGAAAAUGAUUCCAAGUCUGGUGCAGUUGGAGCAAAGCAUCGCCUCUUGAGCAGGACAUUGUGCAAUAUAUAUCCAGGCUUGCAGGAUUUUUUUGUCAAUAUAUGUGGGGUUGACGAAAUUCCUUCUUUCCGAGAUCAUUUUCAGAAUUUGCUCCAUCUAUCAACUACCGUUUUGCCUUCACAAGCAGCAAAAUAUGUUUUCAAGGUUUUUCUGAGGUUGGUAGAUGAACUGAAAGGUGGAAAUGUGAGUUCUGAAGAUAUUUUACAAGUUAGUGGAUAUCUUAAAAAAUCAGAAUAUACCGUGCUUCCCACUCUUCGUAACAGAUGGGUUUCUCUGCACCCUUCCUUUGGACUUGUGUGCUGGUGUGAUGAUGAGAAGCUAAUGAAAGAAUUCAGCAUUUUAGAUAAAAUUGAACUUCUACAUUUUGGGGAGAUCGUUGAUGAUGAAAAAGAGAUGAUUUAUGUCAAACUACCUCUUCUCACGCAUGCUUUGGGGAUUCCUGCAUUUUCUGAGGUUGUAACUCGUGAAGCUAUAUAUUAUGGUCCAAUGGAUUCUAGCUCCAACGCCUCUUUUGUAAACUGCGUUCUUCCUUACGCUCAGCGUUACAUAUACUUUGAACAUCCCAACACAUAUGCCAAACUUAAACAAUCUGGAUUUUCUAUUCUGAGUCAUUUGCAUGUUGUUGUUGUGGAGAGGUUAUACUAUAGGAAUAUCAUAAGGGAUUUGAGCGUUGCUUCUGAAAAGCGAUUGGAGACCACAUCAGUUCUUCAGGGUAAUACUUUAUUUGUCACUCUGGGGUCCAAUUCUCAUGUCUUGUACAUGGAGAUUUCUCGUCUAUUCUUUGAUGGCACUCCCAACAUUCACUUGGCAAAUUUUCUUUACAUGAUCAUGACAAUGGCAGAAUCAGGUGCUCAAGAGGAGCAGGUAGAGUCUUUCAUUGUAAAUAGCCAGAAGGUGCCAAACCUACCAGGUGAUGAACCCGUGUGGGUCCUUUCCUCAGGAUCUUGGUGUGAGGAUGAUGGAUUAUUAGAGAACAACAGCUUUUCAGCAACAAGAAAAGUGCCAAAAUCCUUUCAGGCCAAGAGAAGGGCAGGAUUUACCUCAACUUGGCCUGCUUUUGACUGGAAAAGUGCACCAGCGUCAGCUUAUUCUCCUUAUUACCAAGUUAAGACACGGGCAGGAACUGUAACCACAAGUACUUGCUCACAAGUGAUGGAGAGGGAUUGUGGUGAAUUAGCUGAUGAAAGUGGUGGCGGCUAUGAGGUGAUUGUUGAUUUUACCACUGAAGAUACAGCAACAGUUUCUCCUAUUCAACCUUCAGUUUCUGAUAGAGCAACAGAUGUCAGCAAUUUGGAUUCUUGCGCAGAUGUAUCAGGCAAUCAUAUUGAUAUGACUCCAAUUUCUGAUCUACCUGACUUGGAUCCACCUCCGUUGAUUGGAAGAACAGUGCUCAAAAUUGGCACGCUCGAUCCAGAACAAGCAAAGUUAGUGGGAAAACAAGGAGAACUCUUCGCUUUCAGACAUCUUGCCAAGAAAUUCAGUAAGAGUUCCGUUAAGUGGGUCAAUGACGAUGGUGAAACUGGUCUACCCUAUGACAUCACCGUUGAGGAUGGAGGAGGACUUCGAUACAUAGAAGUCAAAACAACUCAAUCAGAGGAGAAAGAUUGGUUCUCCCUGUCAACAAAUGAAUGGCAAUUUGCAGAUCAGAAUGGUCGUAAUUUCAGCAUAGCACAUGUCAUUUUGGUAGGCCACAACAGAAACAAAAUCAAAAUAUUUUCAAAUCCAGUUGAACUCUGUCGCUCUGGGAAGUUGCAAUUGGCCAUUGUGAUGCCAAUCUAGCCAUUAUGCCCUUAGUGGCUCGUCUCGUGUCGAGUCUCUCAUGCCCUAAUGAAGCAGUGUACAUAGUGACACCAAACCACCGGUAGUGCUGUGAGUACCUUUCUCAGAUGUAGGGAAGUUUGGUUUUAAUCUUUCAUGGUUAGUGAUGGAAGGAAAUGAGCAUAACUUGAGCAGUUCUUUUUUCAGUGACUUCUGAAGAUGGUUAAGCUUUGUAAAACUAGCCUUUAGAAUGAGUGAGCUGCACAGAGCUAUUAAGCAUGAUUGCGCAACUUGUGCCAUGUAGUUAUUUAGAUGGACUUAUAUCAAUAAUCACACUUCUAUGUAGUUAAAGAGUGAAAGGAUAUUUUGUUCUAGAUGAACCCACGCCAUUAGGUUCCUUGUCGAUAUCUUCAAAUUGUAAGGUCAAAAGACGGCAGUGGCUGGUAAAGACUAGAGUACUUAGCAACAUUCAUGGUGAAGUCAGCGGAACAAUAGUAGGUGGUCAAACUUUUUCAUGAAGCAGUAUCUUGUACAUGUUCA